Messenger RNA from Drosophila subpulchrella, 599 nucleotides. Its product is annotated as protein PDF. Gene Ontology annotation, cellular component: extracellular region. The record is from RefSeq and is a predicted model, not a curated record. The transcript has a single exon. Gene Ontology annotation, biological process: response to light stimulus. Bases 66 to 371 code for a protein of 101 amino acids. Gene Ontology annotation, molecular function: hormone activity. Lineage: Eukaryota; Metazoa; Arthropoda; Insecta; Diptera; Drosophilidae.
CUGCUGCAGGUGUCCCGUGCUCUGUUCCUGUUCCAGCUCUUCCCCCCAAGCAGCUCCUUAGGAAAAUGGCUCGCUACAACUUCGCAGUCGCCAUCCUUGUGCUCCUGGCCAUUUCCGCCCGUUGGGGAUCCUCCGGAGCCAUGGCCUUGCCGGAUGAGGAGCGCUAUGUGCGCAAGGAGUACAACCGGGAUCUGCUCGACUGGCUCAACAAUGUGGGCCAAUUCAGUCCCGGCCAGGUUGCCACUCUAUGCCGCUAUCCCCUAAUCCUGGAGAACUCCCUGGGUCCGGCUGUGCCCAUCCGGAAGCGCAACUCGGAGCUCAUCAACUCGCUCUUGAGUCUGCCCAAGAACAUGAACGAUGCCGGAAAGUAAGUCGGGCUAUAAUCUGGAUAUGUUGACGGAAUCGGAAGCCCGCACCAUUGCAACCACGGAACCUGGACAAGAACCUAUCAUUUAGUGUUACAUUUUAUUUAUUUUGGUGCGUCGAAGGAAAGGGAAAAUCCGCAGAAAAGAGCUGGUGUAGUCUAAUAGAGAGCAAAGACCGUAUGAAUUUUGUUGCUUUAAAAAAUAUAUAGAAAAAUAUACAAAUAGCAAAUCUUA